AUGGCUACGGAUGAGAUCCCCCAGACCGCCGUCCCGGGCAAGGCUCUGGGCCCGACCUCCCGUUACAACGCCGGCCCCGGAACGCACGUCUACAAUGGCACAGUGGUAGCCUCGCUGAUGGGCAAGGUGAUCGUCACCCCUUCAGCCAAGGCACCGACGGCACCGAAGCGGCUCAACCGCAUCACCGCCCCUACCACAGAAGAGAUGCCGACGCUCUCCGUGGCCCCCCGGCAGGCGCAAGGCAGCGGUGAUAAGAAGCGCGAGGUGCUUCCGGACGUUGGCAACGUGGUUCUCUGCCGCGUUGUGCGGUUGAUGCCGAAGCAGGCUAUCGUCACGAUCCAGCAAGUUGGCGACACGGUCCUGCAAACGGAGUGGCAGGGCGUCAUCAGAUCGCAGGACGUGAGAGCGACGGAGAAAGACAAGGUCAAGAUUUACGAGAGCUUCAAGCCCGGCGACAUUGUUCGGGCGCAGGUGAUUUCUCUGGGAGAUCAGGCGAACUACUAUCUCUCUACGGCCAGUAACGAGCUAGGCGUCAUCAUGGCCACCAGCGAGGCUGGCAACGACAUGGUGCCGGUCAGCUGGAAGGAGUACAAGGACCCGGAGACGGGCAUCGGAGAGCCGCGCAAGGUGGCGAAGCCGAACUGA
This is a messenger RNA of Colletotrichum karsti, 645 nucleotides long. RefSeq lists its product as uncharacterized. Gene Ontology annotation, cellular component: cytoplasm; nuclear exosome (RNase complex). The coding region runs from base 1 to 645 and encodes 214 amino acids. Gene Ontology annotation, biological process: RNA processing. The transcript has 2 exons. NCBI's taxonomy places the organism in Eukaryota, Fungi, Ascomycota, Sordariomycetes, Glomerellales, Glomerellaceae. The record is from RefSeq and is a predicted model, not a curated record. Gene Ontology annotation, molecular function: RNA binding.